Xyrichtys novacula (pearly razorfish) is the source of this 6543-nucleotide messenger RNA. The record is from the annotation of a GenBank genome assembly. NCBI's taxonomy places the organism in Eukaryota, Metazoa, Chordata, Actinopteri, Labriformes, Labridae.
AUGGAUGAUGAUGAUUACGAUGAGGAAGAUUUGAUGGAGAUUGACCGUAUUGAGAAAAAUGCACUCUGUGAGGCAGGAAGCAUUCCUGAAAACAACAAACAAGAUAUGGACAAUCGGUCAGGUAAUGAUGGCUGUGAGCCAGAGAAACAGUCUGAUAACAUGGAGGGUGAUGAACCGAACGGUGGUGUUGUCCUUGAAUCAUGUCUGCAGCCAAGUGAUGUGUCGGAGGAGAUUUUGAGUUUUAGUGAGGGAAUCUACUCUGUUGCCCCCGCUGAAGGAAAAAAACCGUCGAGCUUUUUCAGAACACCCAAACUUGAGGCGAUGGCUUUCCCAGUUCAGUUUCCCACUGGCGAAAAUACACUGGAUGAUCACAGGCCAAUGAAAUUAACACCCUGCAGUUAUUUCAAAACGAGGCUUUGCUGUGUCGAUGGCCGUUUCGCUAAAGAUACUAACUACUUGUUCUUUGCUCAGUUUGUGACAGAAAUACAUACGGCCACUUCCAGCAUGAGAAUACAGUUGCGUAAAGGCAAACCUUUGACUCGAGAUGGCCGCAAAAUCACCAAUGCCAUGUUGCAAAACAAACGAGAAGUUGAAAGGCUAGUGCGGAACAAAGAUGCAAUAAGAUUCAUGACACCGCUGAGAGGCACCCCGGCAUAUUGGCAGAAAACAACCAAAGACUUGUUUGCGAUGAUUCGGGCUUUAGGCUCGCCACAAUUCUUCUUAACUUUCAGUGCCGCAGAAAUGCGUUGGAAAUGGGUUAUCACAGCAAUUAAAGCCCAGCAAGGUGAACACGUGAAUUUUGAAGAGCUGGAUUGGUCCUCCAAGUGUGAGAUUUUGCGAAGUAAUCCUGUCACCACAAUGCGCAUGUUUGACAAACGUGUCGAGGCACUGUUCAGAGAUCUGAUCCUGUCCCCCGCACAACCUAUCGGCAAAGUCGUUGACUACUUUUACCGGCUCGAGUUUCAGCACAGAGGAAGCCCACACAUUCACGGUAUGGUAUGGGUGGCAGGUGCACCUGUGUUUGAAGAAUGCUCUGAUGAGGAGGUGUGUAAGUUUGUGGCCAGAUUCAUCAAAGCUGAGCUGCCCGAUGAAAACAAGGACCCAGAACUGUACAAAAUAGUCACAGAAGUUCAGAUGCACAGCAAAAACCACUCCAAGACAUGUGUGAAAUACAGUGGUGCAAACUGUCGUUUCGGAUUUCCCAAACAACCUGUCCCAAAAACCACAAUAAUCAGACCGGGGGCAAUUGUGGAUGAAGCAACAGACCUGGCAUUGACAGAAAAGCUUGCAACACUUAACAGACUUCUUCAUGAACCUACUACUGCAUCGCUCAGCUUUGAACAGCUUUUGGCAAAAUGUGAGUUCACCAAAGAAGAAUACCACAGGUGUUUGCAGAGCAAAACCAACGGCAGUCAAGUGAUGCUGAAGCGUGGUCCCAAAGAUGUUUGGGUAAAUGGCUACAACCCCUACCUUCUGAAAGCCUGGAAUGCCAACAUGGAUAUCCAAUUCAUUCUCAACCCCUACUCCUGUAUCAUGUACAUGUGCAGCUACAUCAGCAAGGCGGAACAUGGUCUGAGUGAAUAUCUCAAAACGGUGAUACAAAACUCACGUCAGGAAGAUGUCAACGAAAGCGAUGAAAUGAAACAAAUAAUGCAAGCCUACUCCAAAAAAAGAGAGGUAAGCGCUCAGGAGUGUGUGGCUCGUGCAUGCGGUCUACACAUGAAGCAGUGUUCACGCAGCGUGGUGUUUGUGCAGACGGAUGACAACGCACUGAAAAUGAGUUACCCCUUGUCACACCUGGACAACAAACCUUCAGAAUCGGAACAUGUGUGGAUGACAGGGUUACCUGAUAAGUAUGUAUGCAGACCAGAAACACCAGACUUUGAGGCAAUGUGCUUGGCGGAUUUUGCAUCGAGCUGCAGAAUAGUCUACGGCAAGCAGACAAAAGGCAAAAACACUCAUCGCCUGCUGAAUGAGAUGGGGUUUGUCCAGAAGAGAGCGAAUGAUGAAAAACAUGCUGUCAUCAAAUAUCGACCCAUUUCCCUUGAGAAAGAUCCAGAGCUGUAUUAUGGCACAUUGCUUAAACUGUACGUGCCUUAUCGCUCAGAAAACCAGCUGAAAUCCAUCCACUUCCCAACUUACCAGUCCGUCCAUGACCAUGCAGCUGUUUGGUUACCUGGAUCACAGCAUCCCGAGCGCGUGAAGGCAAUUGUGAAACGCAACAGAGAAAAACAUGAGAAACACCGUGAGGACAUUGACAGUGCCAUUCAAGAGUUUGAAGAAAGGGGAAUGUUGCUAAAUGAAUGGGGCAACCUGGCGCCUGAGAGUGAGCUGGAACGGCUCGAGUGUUUAGAUGAACUUAAUGAAAGAGAAGCUGAUGAAGACGUGCAGGAGAAUGUUCCAGACUACAAUGUGAGGUCAGAUGUGAGGCGAGAAUCUGCAGUCACGAUCGAAGCCCCAGAGAUUGAUCCUGCGUUGCUGCGUGAGAUGUAUCAGAACUUGAACCAAAUGCAAGCUUCAGUUUUCCACACCAUUCGGGACUGGUGCUUGAAAUGUGUUUGUGGUUCAAAACCCGAGCAGUUCUUCUUGUACAUUAAUGGUGGCGCCGGAACAGGUAAGUCUCACCUAAUCAAAUGCAUCCAUGCAGAGGCAUCUAAAAUACUCAGAAGACUUCCAAGAAAUGCAGAGGAAGCAGACAUCUCUAAACCUACCGUUCUCUUGACUGCAUUCACUGGUACUGCAGCAUUCAACAUUUCAGGUACAACAUUGCAUUGUCUCUUGAAGCUGCCCAGAAGUCUCAAACCUCCUUUCCAAGGUCUUGGUAACAAACUUGACGAAGUCAGGGCAGAGCUUUCAAAUGCAGAGAUACUCAUUAUUGAUGAAGUCUCCAUGGUCUCCAAACAGCUCUUUGCCUAUGUGGACGCAAGACUGAAACAAAUCAAAGGAAGUCAGAGACCUUUUGGUGGAAUGUCAGUUCUCACUGUUGGAGAUUUCUACCAGCUACCACCUGUCAGACAGUCGAAACCUCUGUGUGUGUUCGACCCGACUCAGAUCGACCUCUGGCGUGACAACUUUCAGAUGGUCACACUGACCGAAAUCAUGCGUCAGAAAGAUGAUGUUGCUUUUGCUGAGACGCUGAAUCGAAUCCGUGCCAAAGAAAAGACAGUGUCUUUGUCUCAUGAAGACAGAGUUCUACUUUCACAGGCCUUAGCUGACCCGGCUCAAUGUCCAAAAGACGUACUGCAUGUUUAUGCAACAAAUAAACAGGUUGAGGAACACAACUCAAAAACACUGGACAUGUUUCACUCUGAUGUCACCACAAUAGAUGCGGACGACUACAAAAAAGAUCCAAGCACCGGGAGAAUGACGAGACAAAGUGUACCUUUCCAAGGAAACAAAAAGGAGUUGCCUGACUCGAUAAAAGUGGCCAUCGGCGCUAAUGUCAUGAUCACCAGAAAUAUAAGUGUGAAGUCAGGUCUCUGCAACGGAACAUUUGCACGCAUUGCAAAAAUUGUGACUAAAGAAGGAAAUCUGCAUGUUGAAAAACUCGGACUUAAACUGAACGGUCAAAGUGCAGCAGCCAGCGAAGCAGAUGCGGAUGAAAAUAUCGUGUACAUUGACAGAGACGAGGAGAAUCUGAAACAGACAGGAGUUGUCCGAAGACAGUUUCCCAUCAAGCUCGCUUUUGCAUGUACAAUACACAAAGUUCAAGGGAUGACAACGUCCUCGGCCGUGGUCUCACUGAAACACAUCUUUGAACCCGGCAUGGCCUACGUUGCUCUGAGCAGAGUGACCUCUCUGAGUGGACUCCACAUUCUAGACAUGGAUGAGAGGAAAAUCUAUUGCAACCCUGAAAUCACCGUAGCCCUUGAAAACAUGUCUAAAGCUUCACUUGAACAUGUCAUGCCUCUCCUCAAGAUCCCAGAGACAUUAAGCAGGCCAGACACUCUCACUGUCAUUCAUCACAACACAGAAGGACUACCAGCUCAUAUUACUGACAUCAAAAGUCACCAUGAACUGCAUCUUGCAGACGUGCUCUGUCUCACUGAAACUCAUCUGCGAGGAUCCUUUGUUGCUGAGAGUCUCCAUCUUGAAGGCUACAACAUGUUCAAACGUAACAGAAACGUGUCUUAUUCAAACCAUCCUGCCAUGGCCAGUAAAAACGGUGGCGGAGUUGCCAUCUAUGUGAAAGAACACAUCAGAGUCCUUGAGAGACAUUUCAUUCAGAAUGCCACUGAUAUUGAGUUCAGUGUCAUCAAACUUGAAGCUCCUUUCAGGGCUCUAAUUGCUGCCAUUUACAGGCCUCCUGACUACGAAGUUCACUCAUUCAUAUCCAACCUCAGAAGUCUCUUGGAUUCACUUGAAGUCAUGGAUCAUCAUCCCAUCUUAGUCUGUGGAGAUUUUAAUGAAGAUUUGCUGUCCGGAGCAAGGAAGCCCAUUCUUGAACUGUUUCAGUCCAAAGGUUAUGAACAACUCAUAACUGCUGCAACCACAGAGAAGAACACGCUGCUUGACCCCAUUUUCAUCUCUUGCCCACAGUCCUGUAUCCAUUCUGGCGUGCUGCGGACAUACUACAGUUACCACCAUCCUGUCUACUGCGUGCUCACUUUAGAAAAACCCUAAAGAGAACUGGCUGGUUUAAAAUCGAGAACUUGGUGCAAAGUUAAGGGAAAAAAAAUUAUUGCGUCCAUUACUGUCGGUUUACACGUUGCGAUUUAAGAGAAGAGUUUUAAUUAUUGGUUUCCUAAUCGAUCACCUAACGAAACGUUGUAAAAAUAGUAUAUUUUAAGAUGGGGGGGUCGUCCUCAGCAGCCAGGCUGUAACACCUGCUCUGGCUGCUCUAGCUUUUAAAUGGCUGGGAGGGAGGGAUGGUCAGACGACCCUCCUAUACCAAAGAAAAACAUACCUGCAAAUACUUUCUAGUCACUGUACAAUGUGAGAUUAAAGACAAUAUAUAAAACUUUAAUACAUUUCUGAAAAAUACAGUGAAGUAAAAUGAUGCAAAGGUCAGAACAUUAUUAGUAGCAUUUAAAAAAAAAAAAAUUUAAAAUAUACAGUGAGACAAAUUAAAAACAAGCUAAUUUAAAAGAAAUAAAAACUGCCACUGAAACUAUUAUGAACUAUUGAAAUAUUAUAAACAAAUUAUAUUUUAAGAUGAGGGGGUCGUCCUUAGCAGCCAGGUUGUAACACCUGCUCUGGCUGCUAUAGCUUUUAAAAGGCUGGGAGGGAGGGAUGGACCGACGACCCCCUCCUAUACCAAAUUAUAUGAAAUACAUUUCAAAAUAUACAGUGAGACAAAUUAAAAACAAGCUAAUUUAAAAGAAAUAAAAACUGCCACUGAAACUAUUAUGAACUAAUGAAAUAUUAUAAACAAAUUAUAUUUUAAGAUGAGGGGGUCGUCCUUAGCAGCCAGGUUGCAACACCUGCUCUGGCUGCUAUAGCUUUUAAAAGGCUGGGAGGGAGGGAUGGACCGACGACCCCCUCCUAUACCAAAUUAUAUGAAAUACAUUUCUGCAAGUCGUGACUUUACGCUGUAUUAGAGUUGCCCAUUAUGUCCUGCCAUUUACUUUGAGUAGUGGCAGGAAGGUCUGAGGAUGCAUUACUGCUCCUCAUUUCUCUUGAAUGACUUGGUGUGGGCGUAAGGUAAGAACAAUAUUGAUCUUUCAUAUAUACUAGCUGCAGGACUGCUCCAUUUUAAAUGUGAAAAUACACGUUGUUUUACUGGAUUUGUUUGUCUGAAUUUCUCUGUUCAUUUGUUUGGGUUUAGGCACCUGUGCCCUUUAGACACCAAAGAUGUGGGGUGAUGACACUAGAACUCCAGCUCUGUGCUCAGUGUGUCCCAAGGGCCUACCUUGGAGAGGGGAAGACACAUUUCAUCCUAAGAGAGCAUCGGGUCAGCCUAUGAUUUUGAUAUCAAGACAUUUGCACUCUGAGUUUGUUGCCUUUUACUGUUUGUGUUUGUUUCUGGUGGUCUACCAAAGGAGAUAAGGAUGAGCCUCUCUCAAAAGAACAUCAAUUGGUGAACCCUCUGUCUGACACUUGGUUGUAUUCACGCCUUCCUGGGCUGAGAAGUUCGUCACCAAGUCUUUCACAGCCGUGUAAAUUAACGGGUAGGAGCUGCAGGUGCCACAGUGAGAAGACACAAUUUUACCUGUAAAUCCCCUGGACAUGUGCAUGGUGAGUGACAGUACAGUUUAUUCCUUUUAAUCUAAGGCUACCAAUAAUUUCUCAAUGAUGCACCAUGGCAUUUUGAAGUUCUUUUUCUGUCACAAUGUCACAGUGGCAGCAGAACACUGGCAGAGCAGCGCCUGAGCAACAGUUCCAGAGUACUGCAGCUAGACAGCUGUGUCUGUCAACUUGAAGAGGGCCCACACACAUUGUAAGUUGACUUAAAUGUUGUUACAAUGUCUGUUUUCUGGUGUAUUUAAAUCAAUCUGUAAGAUUUCAUCUGGUUUUUCUCUCUCCUCUUCAGUGCUACAGAGAGAGGUGAAGUUGGACAUGCCACGUAUGCAACACUAUCCUGAGAAGAGGUGCCGCCACUGA